AUUGUAAAGAUUUUUCCCUUAAGUGUUACACAACUAUUAUGGAUGAUGACAGUUGUAAUAAUUGAACAGUUUAUCAGUUUUGUUUGGUGAAAAUAAUUAUUGGCUCUUGGUGGGUAGUAUUUUAUAUUUCGGAGUGAUUCAGUUCAGGCGGAUUCUGAUGAUUUGCAAAUCCCCAGUCAGUGCCGAACUGUGUGUGAAGAAUUUUAAUAUUUAUGCUACACGUUAGGACAGGAAGAACCAACCCUGAGUGGUGACUAGAUAGACAUGUUUUCCUUCUUCGGGAGCAGGAAGAAAAGUCCAGAGAAUGAAGACAGCACGGAGGAAGCUUCGUCAUCUGAUCCUGCCAGGUCGGCCAACGACUACGUUUUUGUGGAGCGAAGGCAGGACGCGCCCGGCUACGGGAACAGCGAAGUGUACCCAACGCUGCCAUACCCCGUCGCACCGCCUUCAUUCAGGCCCCCUGAGGCACCCGCGAGUGGCAGAGGUAGCAGCAGCAGCAGCAGCGGUAGCGCGGUAGCCAAUCAGAACUCCCUAAGUGGCGUGCCCUUCAAGCUGUCCUCUAAAGCAGAGUACGAUGCAGACUCGUUCCUGGGCGCCGACCUCAGCGAAAUCAUGUACCAAAUCAGACACCUGGACUUGUCGAGCUUCGAGUACGACUUCACGGUCGAGAAAAGUGUUUUGCGAGAAGUUGGUCAGGAAAACUUUCAACCCUGACUGAAAUCACAGCUAUAAUGAUUUUUUUUUUUUUUUUUGCAUUUUCUUUAAACAUACUUAAAAGCUUAUAAAUUUUAAUUGCUUCAUAAACAUUUUGAUGAAAAUCCUUGACAGAAAACAUAUUUCUGCAUAUUCCUUUGCAAGAACUUGGUUUUUCAUGUUUAGCUGAUGUGAUAAGUUAUCGUAUUCACUCGAAUGCAAGACGAGUCCCACAAUUUGCCCUUUCAUCAUGAGAAAAAUAAUUUUUAGGUAAGUACUGUUGGAAUUAGAUGUAACAAACAGAGCAGCUUAUGCAUAUGUGAAAUAAAUGGGCUGUGAUAUGUAGCUCAGCAUUAAUUAAAGUCGCAAGCAGGAAAAGAAUACCACGAUAAGAAUCUUGUCUUUGUACCCGAAUGUAAGAUGCAUUUGCUGAAGCUUGGAAAAAUAAUCCUUGCCUUGCAUUUGGGUAAAUAAGUUAACUUGGAAACAUCCCGAAGCUUAAACGUUCAAAAUUGAGUGUGUGGAGAUGAUUUAAGACUUGGAAAAACAUCAUGCUUAUAUAUUUUGCUUCAGUUAUGUCAUAUUUUUGUAUGUUGUUUUCAGAAUUGAUUUCGGACUGGCUGGCCAGGUACCAGUGCUUAACUAGACUUGUAUUCAUCUACUGUUGUAGCAGUCAUUUCAGAAAUGUUUAUUUUGCCAUCACAUUAUCAGGUAAGUUAUUACCAGACAAUACCAAAAUAAUCAUAUGCUGUACUAUCUUAUGGCAGUUUACAUGUGAAACCGCUUAGCACAUCCAACAUUCUUGGUAUCUGCAAAUGGUCGACUAAUCCUCUGUUAAUGACCAAGGAUUUGGACUGGCAGCUUAGCCUAAGAUUUCAGUUUGAUUCCCCUUUAUAUUAAUUUUAUAACUGAUAUUUCAGUUCCAUAAUGGUGCACUCUUACGUUUGUUCAGGUAUUCUCUCAUGCAAGUACUAGGAGUAAAUUUGCUACACGCGUGAUCAGUUACAGAAAAAUUUCUUUUUGGUAGAUUGUGCAAUUGGUGCUUUAUGAAAUAAAUGUUUGAGGCAGUUACAAAUUCAAUGUGUGUAAUUGUGUAUAAUAUUGAAGGUACUUCAUUUCUGUUCUAACUAGCUAGUAAUCCAUAGGUAUCACAAAUGAUAUUGCACAAUUCAAUAUUAUAAAGUUGUAUAAUUUUUCUUUGAAAUGUAUCACGAUACAUUUGUGCAAUUGUUCUGUUUCAGUUUAAAAAUGUUGCUUAUCUUCUGUGCAGUGUAGCAAAUGUGAAUUUGUAUCAAACAUAUGGUAUUUGUAUCAAACAUAUGGAAUUGCUAUGUUAAUACUGUAUAUAAAUAUUAUUUUUUUAAGCUGUAGAUGUAUAAUAAAGUUACGUUGCUCGUAUUCAAA
Bacillus rossius redtenbacheri is the source of this 2097-nucleotide messenger RNA. RefSeq lists its product as uncharacterized. The transcript is spliced from 2 exons. The record is from RefSeq and is a predicted model, not a curated record. The coding region runs from base 265 to 714 and encodes 149 amino acids. NCBI's taxonomy places the organism in Eukaryota, Metazoa, Arthropoda, Insecta, Phasmatodea, Bacillidae.